Molecule: messenger RNA, 876 nt
Organism: Mustela lutreola (European mink)
Lineage: Eukaryota; Metazoa; Chordata; Mammalia; Carnivora; Mustelidae
Gene: GABARAPL1
Product: GABA type A receptor associated protein like 1
Exons: 5
Coding region: 282-644 (120 amino acids)
Biological process (GO): cellular response to nitrogen starvation; autophagy of mitochondrion; macroautophagy
Cellular component (GO): autophagosome; cytosol; autophagosome membrane
Molecular function (GO): GABA receptor binding; ubiquitin protein ligase binding
Source: RefSeq, a predicted model, not a curated record
GACGUCACAAUGCCUACGCGCCGCCGUGUUGUUUUUGUGCUCCCGGCUCUCGGGAAAAGCCGCCGGGAUUUCUCUACCUGAGCCAGUCCGUCCUGCGUCCGAGGGGCCUCGACAUCGCUUCUGAGAGCUCUGCCAAGCAGCUUUGCGACGGGAGCUGACGUUUCUGAGGCGGUUCUCGUACCUCCCGAAAUUUGGCGGAGGGGAGGGAGACGGGGAGACACGCAACCAUCAGCGAGGAAGGCCGGCCCCGUCCGGGGAUCUUAGAAACCCUGCGGUCCAUCAUGAAGUUCCAGUAUAAGGAGGACCAUCCCUUUGAGUAUCGGAAAAAGGAAGGAGAAAAGAUCCGGAAGAAAUAUCCGGACAGGGUCCCUGUGAUUGUGGAGAAGGCUCCCAAGGCCAGGGUGCCUGAUCUGGACAAAAGGAAGUACCUGGUGCCCUCUGACCUCACCGUUGGCCAGUUCUACUUCUUAAUCCGGAAGAGGAUCCACCUGAGGCCCGAGGACGCCUUAUUCUUCUUUGUCAACAACACUAUCCCUCCCACUAGCGCUACCAUGGGCCAGCUGUAUGAGGACAACCACGAGGAAGACUAUUUUCUGUAUGUGGCCUACAGUGACGAGAGUGUCUAUGGGAAGCAAGGCCUCUAGCCUUCCCCUUUGCCCAGCAGAGCUGCACAUGUUCCUCUCUGGGUCACCUGGGAUGCCUGAGUCAGGAGAGAAUGCUGGGAUGUCAAGUCACCCAGUCACCUGGCCGGCUGGAGUCUCGGGUUUCAUCUUUUAUUAGCUAUUGAUUUUUCUCAGCUGAAGAUCUGAGUGUGCUGAUUCCACUCAACCUAUGACACUACUAAGAUAAAUAUACAAAUAUAAUAUUUACCUUUUA